Messenger RNA from Ctenopharyngodon idella (grass carp), 1518 nucleotides. Its product is annotated as nephrocystin-4. NCBI's taxonomy places the organism in Eukaryota, Metazoa, Chordata, Actinopteri, Cypriniformes, Xenocyprididae. Gene Ontology annotation, biological process: negative regulation of canonical Wnt signaling pathway; protein localization to ciliary transition zone. Bases 488 to 1234 code for a protein of 248 amino acids. The transcript is spliced from 5 exons. Gene Ontology annotation, cellular component: non-motile cilium; cytoskeleton; ciliary basal body. The record is from RefSeq and is a predicted model, not a curated record.
UUCUCUUGUGCAGAGAAGCGCCAAACCGCUCUUUAAUUCACCCUGGCAACGGCUGACAGACGCUAUGGCAACCACUUCAGAGAGAAUCUCUUACUGACAACUAGCUAAGCCCAGUAUUUUUAUUAUAUGUAUUAUGAUUAUGAAAAUAACAGUGUGUAGAGCGUGUGUAAAAGAUGUCAGAACUAGCUAUUCUGUGAAAUUAGCCUGAUUACAUGCGUUUGAAGCGGUAGCAGGAGAAAAGAAAGAGGAUGAGUCAAACUGCUACAAAAAGUGUCUCUGCUUGAUUGAGCGUCGCAUUUUUUCAAUAUUCCGCAUUUGAUUUGAAUUAAGCAACAAGCGCUUCACUUCGACUGCGGGAAUGAUUUAACAAUCUGUGAAGCUUUUAGACGUUUUCAGGGAUGUUUGGCAGGGAACAUAAACGUUACUGACCGACAGCCUCUAACAUUCCCUGGUAAGUUAGAUUGAUAGUAGUGAAGAAACUUCGCACAUGUCUGACUGGAAAAACGCUUUCGAGAGAAACCGCGUGAUCCCACCUCACAGUCAAACCGCCAGACAGGCUCCAGGAUCUUCUCAAGGUCUACAGCUGGUCUUCAAACAGAUCGAUGGACUUCACAUAAGACAGUCAGAGUCGCCACCAUCACUCCAGUAUCAGCUGCGCGUGACCCUGUUUGACUUGGGUCAUCAGCACUUCUUCGGCCGCACAUGGAAGAGCGGCUCUCACUCUGUCAGUGGCACGUCAGGUCAGAGCGGUCGAGUGCUUUUCAAUGAGGUUGUUUACUUCCACACUUCCCUGUGUCUGAACGCUGUGGUGGCAGUGGUGGAGUUGGUGUCUCUGUCUACCAGGGCAGACGGUUCCCAGGAUGCAGUGGGGUCAGGGUUUGGAAUCCUUCAGCUCUUCACAGGUCGCGCAGACAAAAGCAUCACUCAGGGAGAGGGCAGGUUGAGUCUGUUCAAUGGGACCCCCAGAGCCCUCCUGCACCCAACGCUGAAAGACCCUCUGCAGUUGAAUGCUGUAUUAUCAGUGAUGGAGGGCUCUCAGUUGCUCUACUCCAUACAGCCACACCCAGCUCUCACUCCCAUCAUGCACCUCCUCCCACCAAACAUUCUAGUAUCUGGACAUGACCGCAUCCCUGAGAAUUAUUCCAGUGAUAUUUCUCUCUCUCUCUCUCGCCCUCAUUAUAAACCGAUGAGCAGAUGUAGAAAUGGGAUUCCUCUGGAGCAGGUUUCUCUUUGAACUGCAUCUGAAAUGUUUGAGUGGUACAUUCUGCAUCCUCCUGGGCCUCCACACAGACUGAAAGUAGAGAAAGAGAGAUGUUUCCCCCUGACAGUUAAUACGGUUAAUAAGACAUGAUUCAAAGCAUUUCAUUGCAAGAUCCAAAAGCAAUAUAUUCCGUCUGAUUAUAAACUUUUCUUGAGUGGGUGUUAUAAAAGCCAAAUUUCACUAGCCGCCUCUUGAUUUUAUUGCUUUAAUUGUAUCUAAGUGAAAAAUCACCUUCAAUUUCCCAGUAGUCUUAGCAC